Messenger RNA from Alternaria arborescens, 315 nucleotides. RefSeq lists its product as hypothetical. NCBI's taxonomy places the organism in Eukaryota, Fungi, Ascomycota, Dothideomycetes, Pleosporales, Pleosporaceae. Bases 1 to 315 code for a protein of 104 amino acids. The record is from RefSeq and is a predicted model, not a curated record. The transcript has a single exon.
AUGGGCUAUCUAGCUAAUCUUGAGGACAUUACGAAGGUUUUUAAUAUUAAGAAGAGCACCGCAGCUCAUAUAUUGGCUAGUGGGCGCGCGCGGAGGCUCCAGAACCAACAGGAAGUCGUUGACAAUCGUUCUGGCACCCGCCAGCUUACUGCGGAGCAAGCAAACCUCAUUGCUGAGUACAUUGACGACGCUGAGUUUGAUGAGAAGGCUCUAACUUGGGAAGAUCUUCAAGAAAAAGCGCACAUCCUGAUCGCCUACGAGCUCCGUCGCGCGAGCGACGGCAAUAGCUUAACGUACAGCUCGAACCUGAUUUAA